This is a messenger RNA of Cladocopium goreaui, 1191 nucleotides long. The record is from the annotation of a GenBank genome assembly. NCBI's taxonomy places the organism in Eukaryota, Dinophyceae, Suessiales, Symbiodiniaceae.
GAGAAUGCAGGGAUCGAGCGUCAUGUGGGCAGGCAUACACGGUGACUGGAGAGCGUGCAGGACGCUUUCAAACAAACGCAAGAAAGCAGGUAGAUUGAUGCUUAGAAAUUGGUUCCAGCAAGCUUGACUUGGAAACAUUGGAAACAUCGGAAACUGUGCCUGGAAUGCUUCAACAGCCAUGUAACUGGCACUCUCUACAGGAGAACGCAGGGAUGGAGCCUCACGGGCUUGGAAGGUAGUUGGGCAAAUCAAAGAGCGCGUUGUUUUACCUGAAGUCAGAAACUGGCACGGCAAAGGAAGCAUUUUCGGACAACCCUAUUCGCAGGGAGUCUGGGGUUUGCGCUUCGUCAAACGGACUCGGGAGGAUCCGUUGCAUAGGCCACGCUGCAAGCGCUUCAAUCUCGUCUUCACCGGAAAUCUAUCCAGGCAAAAGCUGGCAUGGCAAGUGGUCAUUGUGUCCAUGCUUGAGACAGCUUCAGCAGCGGCAACUGUAGAAGGCAAGGCAGCGAAUGUUGUGCAACCCCCCCAAAAAAUGUGGAGUAGCAGGUGCAAUGAACUCGACUAUUUCCCCAAUAGCGCAACAAUACACAACGAGCGAUUGUGGCUAUCCCGCCAACAUUUUCUCUUGGCUGAAGUGAUGAAACCUCGUCCAGUACAAACAUAUCAAAGUGUUGCAAUGGAUUCCUCGAGCCUGAGACAUGUGCUUCUGUCGAGUUUGACCUGACUAGUUAAUGCAUUUUCCACAUCUUGAAGCCUGGUUGAGAAACGAACUUGAGGCAAAAAUGACGGUGGAACCAGAGUCAAAGGCUGAUGUCUCGACUGACGUAGCUGAGAGGAAGUCAGACCCUGAAAAGAACCAGGAAAAGGACAGAUGCGGAAUCGCCAACACCUUUCCUUCGUGCGUACCACUUGUCCCCCACUUCUUUCCCACUUGUUUCCCACCUGUUCUACUUGUCUCCCGCUUGUUUCCCUAUUGCGUCCCAGUUGUCUCCUACUUGUCUCCCACUUUUUCUCCGCUUGUCGCCCGCUUUUUAGCACUUGUCUCCCACUUGUCCCCCACUUGUUCCCAACAGCAGGAAGUUGUUGGGUUUCAAUCUUUAUUCAUUGUGUAGCAGUUCCCCCCUCUUCUGGCAUGCGCAGGAUUGCGCAGGGUUCCGCGAACCUCGGAACUUUGUCUCCCACUGUGUCUCC